AUGCAAACUUUUACAUACUUUACAGCAUUUAUUUUUAUAGUUGCUACUUUAUUACUAUCUUUAAAUUUUACUUUAGCACCUCAUUUCCCUUAUUUAAAAAAAAGAGAUCCCUUUGAAUGCGGCUACAUAGGAUUUCAAAUGACUCGUCUACCUUUUAAUAUCUCUUUUUUUUUAUAUGCGUUACUCUUCUUAUUAUUUGACCUCGAAAUACUAUUAGCAUAUCCCUUUGCACUAAGCAUAUUCAUUAAUACAAUAUUUGGUCUUAUUACGGUUUUAGUGUUUUUCUUAUUAUUAACAAUAGGCUUUGUUUUUGAACUAGGUAAAGAAGCAUUAACAAUAAAGUCUAAAUUAGCAAAUAUUUCUAUUAUACCCGGUUCUAUCUUGAGGAUGUCCAAAUUGUCAAUUCCCAAUAACAAUAGGUUGACGUUGUCCUGA
Messenger RNA from Aplosporella prunicola CBS 121167, 435 nucleotides. RefSeq lists its product as uncharacterized. Gene Ontology annotation, cellular component: NADH dehydrogenase complex. The coding region runs from base 1 to 435 and encodes 144 amino acids. Gene Ontology annotation, molecular function: NADH dehydrogenase (ubiquinone) activity. The transcript has 2 exons. The record is from RefSeq and is a predicted model, not a curated record. NCBI's taxonomy places the organism in Eukaryota, Fungi, Ascomycota, Dothideomycetes, Botryosphaeriales, Aplosporellaceae.